GUCGAAAUCGAUCCAUCGUCUACAGUUUCUCGCCUGAUUAAGGCAACCGAUAUCAAAAUGCCUCCCCGCGCCCCUUAUAUUGUGCCGGCGCUCAAGAAGCACACCGCGACGGUGAUCAUGGCCCACGGAUUGGGCGAUAGUGGUGCUGGAUGGAUGGCUCUCGCCCAGAACUGGCGCCGUCGCGGCAUGUUCGACGAAGUGGCUUUCAUUUUCCCGAAUGCGCCCAUGAUUCCCAUCACUGUGAACUAUGGAAUGAGCAUGCCGGGAUGGUACGACAUUUCCAAGCUGGGUCGUGAUUUGGACUUCGAGGAAGCCAUCCGCCACCAAGAUGAGCCGGGCGCCCUUCGCUCCCGCGAUUACUUCAACACCCUCAUCAAGGAGCAGAUCGAUCAAGGCAUCAAGCCCUCCCGGAUCGUCCUCGGAGGAUUCUCGCAGGGUGGAGCGAUGUCCCUCUUCACGGGUCUCACGAGCAAGGAGAAAUUGGGCGGAGUGUUUGGUCUCUCUUGCUACUUGUUGCUCCAUGAUCGGGUCAAGAACUAUAUUCCCGAGGACCAUCCGAACAAGAAGACGCCGUUCUUUAUGGGUCACGGCACGGAAGACGAGAUGGUCAAGCAUGAUUUCGGAAAGCAGUCGGCGAAGAUGCUGGAGGACCUUGGAUUGGAGGAUGUCAAGUUCCAUUCGUACCCUGGCCUCGGCCACUCUGCGGACCCGGCUGAGAUUGAGGAUCUGGAAAAGUUCCUGGGCAAGGUCAUUCCUCCGGAGGAGGCUGCCUCUGGGUUAUGACUUGGUCAUGACAGCGGGGCACUGGCCGGGCCAUCAUCGGCUACCCCCGUCACAUAUGGAAUCUUUCUGGGCAUUGUUGUAUUGGUAAUUGCGGUUUUGAUGUCGAGGUUCGGCUCGAGAGAGAAACGAGCUGCACCGAUGAAGCAGGAUUGAACAUACAUUUGCUUUUGGUUUCUUUGAGAUGUCUAAGCGAUAGAUCAAUAUCCAUGUGUUGAUGGGAUCUAGUAGCCAUCUAAUCUUCACCUCUCUAACACUUGAUACGAAUCUAUUGCCCGGUCAAAGCCCGCUGAA
Aspergillus sclerotioniger CBS 115572 is the source of this 1074-nucleotide messenger RNA. RefSeq names its product palmitoyl-(protein) hydrolase. Gene Ontology annotation, cellular component: cytoplasm. The record is from RefSeq and is a predicted model, not a curated record. Gene Ontology annotation, biological process: protein depalmitoylation. The coding region runs from base 58 to 783 and encodes 241 amino acids. Lineage: Eukaryota; Fungi; Ascomycota; Eurotiomycetes; Eurotiales; Aspergillaceae. The transcript has 6 exons. Gene Ontology annotation, molecular function: carboxylic ester hydrolase activity; palmitoyl-(protein) hydrolase activity.